AUGUCGCGCCAGGCUCGUCGCUCUGGCCGCCUGGCGGUAACGUGGUGCCUGUCGGUGACGCCAUCCGCUGCGGGCGUGGCGGCGUUUAGUGGUGCGGCCAGCGCUGGAGCCACUGUGGAAGUCCCUGCGGGGGGGCCAUCGUCCGCUUCCACUCCCAGCGCCUCCAUCUGCACCGCUGGCACUAUUCCCAGCGCUGUGAUUGGCGCUCCCAGCACGGCCAUCAGCGCCCCAACCCUCUUCCCCGCGUCCCGUCGUCGCUCUCGUCUUCCUGCUUCCUCACCCUCCUCGAGCCGCUCAUACCACGUAUACUCGUCCGCCUCCCAUCUCGAAUCCGGCCUCUCCUCUGCCGUCCUCCAUCUUGCCCCGACCCUCACGCGCCGUCGCCUGCGCAAGCUCGUCGUCGCCAUGGGCCACAGCCACAGCCACGGUGGCCACUCCCACCACAACCACGACAACUCGUACCUCGUCUCCGCCAAGAAGAAUGACCCCGGCGUCCGCAUCACCCGCAUUGGCCUCCUCUCCAACCUGCUCAUGGCCGUCGCCAAGUUUAUCGGCGGCUGGACCUUCAACUCCAAGGCCAUGGUCGCCGACGCCUGGCACAGCAUCGCCGACAUGGCCUCGGACAUCCUUACCCUCGCCACCGUCUCCUGGAGCAUAAAACCCCCUUCGGAUCGCUUCCCGCUGGGCUUUGGUAAGGUAGAGAGCCUGGGCUCGCUCGGCGUCUCUGGCAUGCUCCUGAUUGGUGGCGUCUACAUGGGAUGGGACAGCGCCAUCAGCCUGUUUGCCCACUUUGACCCCGAGAGAGCGCACCACAUUCUUGAGCACGUCGGCGGCGGUCAUGGACACAGUCACUCUCACAGCGCUGCGGAUCUAGGCAUUCCUAGUGUGCAUGCUGCUUGGCUGGCAGCCGGAACUAUUCUGAUCAAGGAGUGGCUCUACCACGCAACCAUGAAGGUUGCCCGCGAACGCAAAUCCUCCGUCCUGGCCUCCAAUGCUGUCCAUCACCGCGUCGACAGCCUCACGGGCAUCGUCACCAUGGCCGCCAUUGUCGGCGCCAAUGCCAUUGAGAACGCCGCCUGGCUGGAUCCCGUCGGCGGCCUGCUCAUCUCCAUCAUGGUCAUCCACGCCGGCUUCGACAACACCAAGUCGGCACUGUACGAGCUCGUCGACCAAACCAUUGACGCCGACGUCAAGGGCAGCAUUCGCAAGCAGGCGCAGAGCGCUCUCGUCAACGUCAGCGACGGCCACGAGGCUGAGCUGCGCGAUGUCAGCGGCGUCAAGUCGGGCCAAAACUACCUCGUCGACCUCGAGAUGUCCGUCCCCGCCGCCUGGACCGUCGGCGACCUCGCCGAAGUCGAAAAUGCCGUCCGCACCGAGGUCGGCGCCCGCGUCCGUGGCGUGCGCCGGGUGCGCAUCCGCUUCGUCUCCAAGGAUGCGCCGGUCAAUGAGAAAUUCGAUGAGUUUGUGUAUACCAACCUAGAUGCGGAUCCAGAAGACCACAAGCAUGAGAACGGUGCCAAGGAGGAGCAUAACCACAAGCAUUAG
Akanthomyces muscarius is the source of this 1545-nucleotide messenger RNA. RefSeq lists its product as uncharacterized. Lineage: Eukaryota; Fungi; Ascomycota; Sordariomycetes; Hypocreales; Cordycipitaceae. The transcript is spliced from 3 exons. The record is from RefSeq and is a predicted model, not a curated record. Gene Ontology annotation, cellular component: membrane. The coding region runs from base 1 to 1545 and encodes 514 amino acids. Gene Ontology annotation, molecular function: monoatomic cation transmembrane transporter activity. Gene Ontology annotation, biological process: monoatomic cation transport; transmembrane transport.